AUGGCAGAGGACAGUCGGAAUGCUGCUGAGUGCACCAAUUGGGAAGAUAUGGAUCAGAGACUUGGUCGUAUAAUGACUUUGGCUGAAUCGAAGAGUGCCGAGCUCGAGGCGGCCUUGAGAGCACUAGGGGUGAACCCGAUACCGACUCGGGUAAUUAAAACUAAAGGGGAUAUGGCUAUUCUGGAGAGGAAUUCGCAGGACAAGACGCCUCUGGUGGCGAACUCACCUGGCAGCACGGAUACUAUUGUGGAGCAAGAAGGACUGAGUGCGGAGCCUCUAGUGGGGGAGAGAACAAGCACGGAGUACUUUCCUACUUCUACGAAUGGCGGCCGGAAAUGGGCUGAGCUCGGCAAGCUGCAGUCGGCAAGCGAGUUGAGGAAGGUGGAAGAAGCUGAGGAUGAGCCCAGUGGAGUUGAUGUUAUUCAUGAGGAGUAUACGCGAUCAGAACAGGAGGUUGAGGAGGAGGAGGAUACCAGUGACGAGCAGGGUUCAUCAGCUGAGGCUCAGUCGUAUGCUACGAUGAGUAGAGUACCGCUUGACACGCGGCCAUGCACUUCUCCGCGACCAAUUCGUAGGGAGAAAGGCGGGUUCUAUUGUAUCGAAGCUGACGAUGAUGGAAGCGUCUCUGCUGAGACUUGGUUCGCCAGUGGGAUUAACGCUAACAGGCACCUAUCGCUGCGUACUCAAAGGAUCGGUCUGCUCCCUCGCCCUAGUGGUGGGCCUCAGACUUCAAGGGCUGCCAUCGAGCUCAACAGCUUGGGCGCCUCGGUUGCUGAGUUUCCCCGUAUGAGCGUCCGAAAUGAGCCCCCACCGACCAGCUCGAGACUUCCAGCUGGAUCGAAAUUCAAGUUUGGAUAUGAGCCUUCGGUUAGCACUGACGUUGCUCCUGGAUUGGAGUCUUACCUUAAGGAAAUCGGCAGUAGCUUCACUGCUAGAUCCCACCGUGGUCAUCGGGAAACCGUGGAUAACGAAUCCCCCAGUAGAGUGCGCGAGAGGCUUCUGUUUGAGAUGAUGAAGGUGUAUGACGACGCCGCGCCUGACGAUGCUCCGUCCCAGUUUGACGAUUCUGUUAUUAACUAG
This is a messenger RNA of Perkinsus marinus ATCC 50983, 1080 nucleotides long. RefSeq lists its product as hypothetical. Bases 1 to 1080 code for a protein of 359 amino acids. Lineage: Eukaryota; Perkinsozoa; Perkinsida; Perkinsidae. The record is from RefSeq and is a predicted model, not a curated record. The transcript is spliced from 10 exons.